AUGGAUAUAAGAAAAAAAAUUUCCGAAAAUUUUUUUUCGGCGAUUGCCAAUACUACUGUCACUAUUACUACUAUUACAACAACAACAACAACAACAACAACAACAACAACAACAACAACAACAACUACUAACUACUACUACUACUACUACUAA
This is a messenger RNA of Loa loa (African eye worm), 153 nucleotides long. RefSeq lists its product as hypothetical. Bases 1 to 153 code for a protein of 50 amino acids. NCBI's taxonomy places the organism in Eukaryota, Metazoa, Nematoda, Chromadorea, Rhabditida, Onchocercidae. The record is from RefSeq and is a predicted model, not a curated record. The transcript has a single exon.